This is a messenger RNA of Adineta steineri, 351 nucleotides long. Lineage: Eukaryota; Metazoa; Rotifera; Eurotatoria; Adinetida; Adinetidae. The record is from the annotation of a GenBank genome assembly.
AUGGAAGCGAUUUACAUAUUUCUAACAUCGCUUGUUAUAAUUACUACAUGUUCAGCAAGAACUUAUUCAAGUAGCAGUAGUUCUGACGGUGCCUUCUCGACUGGUGCGAUUGUAGGUAUUGCAUUGGGUGCUGUCGCUUUUUUUACGCUUCUUGUAGUAUUCAUCGCCUGUAUGAAAAUGAAACAAGCGAAAGCACGAAGAAUAAAUGCCAUUCCUACAGCAAUGCAAAUGGCGGCUUUAGCUCAAGAAGAAAAUCGAUAUAAGCCACCAGGUAGUGUUCAAGUACCAUCCUAUAAUCAACCACCACCGUAUAAUCAAGCACAACCAUCAAAAAUGACGCCGGUUUCAUGA